Messenger RNA from Kluyveromyces marxianus DMKU3-1042, 1953 nucleotides. RefSeq names its product cd12148 family transcription factor. The transcript has a single exon. Gene Ontology annotation, molecular function: zinc ion binding; DNA-binding transcription factor activity, RNA polymerase II-specific; sequence-specific DNA binding. NCBI's taxonomy places the organism in Eukaryota, Fungi, Ascomycota, Saccharomycetes, Saccharomycetales, Saccharomycetaceae. Gene Ontology annotation, cellular component: nucleus. The record is from RefSeq and is a predicted model, not a curated record. Gene Ontology annotation, biological process: DNA-templated transcription; positive regulation of transcription by RNA polymerase II. The coding region runs from base 1 to 1953 and encodes 650 amino acids.
AUGGCUAGUAAUAAAGGUAAAAGGGCUUGUGAAACCUGUAAGAAGCGGAAGAAGAAAUGUUCGGGAGAGUUACCAUGUAUAUAUUGUGUUAAGAUAGGAAAUUCACAAGACUGUGAAUAUAAGACCCGACUUCCAAAGAAAAAGGUAAAGGUUUCCGAAAGAUACAUUACAACAUUAAAGUCGAAGGUUCGUUUAUUGGAAAGUAGACUUGCCAAGAUAAAUUCGGAUAAUAGCGAUGAUGAGGUACAAUUUACUGAUGAAUUGAAUCCAUUGGUGGAGAGAGGUAACAGUGCUAGUCCAAAUAUUGUAGUGGAGAAGAAUCUGGGGGAUUCUGGUUGUCUGAGUUUUCUGGCGAGGAUUCAGAAUACACUGCUUAAUUGUACUGGAAUGCAGAGCUUAGACCAGGACUUGUCCACGAAGUACGUUGAAUUCAGCCAAAAAUUGGAUUGGGACAUCUUGUGGGAAGCAUACAGGGAUAUUCCUUCCCUUGAUAAGGCCAGGAGGUUGAUUCGUUUUGCUCAAAGGACUGUUGGUGCUGAUUACCUAUUUGUAAACAACCAGUACAUUGAAAAUACUAUUCCUCGUGUCUUCUAUAAAAACAAAACGGAAAUAGAAGAGCAGUACAGUGCGGUAGGUUUUGCAGAAGAGCUGGCUCUCUUCUAUUCUUAUCUUGCAAUGGGAUGCUUGUUUCAGAAUCCAACAUCAAAUGAGGAGUGGAAAGAAAAUGAUAGGCCAAAUGGAUUUGCAUAUUUCGAGAAGGCUUUGUAUAUUCAAGGCAUGAUCCUGAAGUACUCAGAUCAAUCCAAUGGUACGAAUCUCGUACAAAGCUUCCUCUAUGUUGCUUAUUAUUCACUUUCUGUGGAUAAAAGCUCCCUUGCAUACGUUUUAGUGGGCAAUGCUAUUAGGAUAGCACUUGUUCUGCGUCUACAUAAGAGGUCAAACAGCCAAACCAGUAAUAGAUUAUUCUGGUUAUGCUUUUUGUAUGACAGAAUCCUUGCCAUAAGAUUUGGGUUUCCUUUGAUAAUAGAGGAGAAGGAUAUCGAUAUUCCUCUAUACAGCGCUUUCGAUGAUAAUUAUUUGGCAGUGUCACUGGAGAAGUAUCAUUUUGAGGCACAGAUUGCAUUGGCUAAGAUUACGACAAAUAUAAUAAAAAGGAUAUAUACUAAAAACAGUACUUCAUUUAUUCACAACUGUCAUUCUAUCCUGAAAGAGUUGAAAUCGUGGUUUGAUAACCUACCCCCUCAAUUAAAAUUUGAUUAUAACAAUAUCAAUCCAACCACAUCUCGUUCCACCAUUAAUCUUCACAUUAACUACAAUUAUCUCAUAAUCCUAACAACUCGUUCUGUGGCUUUUUACGUUUUCAACAAAGUGCUUUCAACAGGAAAAACAACAGAUCAGCUCUUUGUCGGUAAUCUAAAGGAGAUAAUCACAAUAUUAUUGGAAUCAAGUAUCAGUGCAGCCCAGAUCCAAAGUAUGAUCCUCACAAAAUUGUAUUACAAUGGUAAAAUGAUGAGUCGAUCUUUUUUGGAUAGUCACUAUAUUUUUAAUUCCAGUAUUGUUUUAAUUUUGGCUGUCUUUUUAAGGUCCCUACCGAAUUAUCUAAUUGGAAAUGUACAUGAUGUUUCUGUUUUAGUUAGUCGCGUACAGGACAAUUUAGACGUUUUGCAACAGAUAUCGCAAUAUAAUGUAGCUGCUUAUAAUCUUAAUAAGCAACUUACAGAGCUUAUUGAACUUAUAAGUUGUGAUAAGGUUCAAAAACAAUUUCAAGGAAGCAUCCAAAAUCUAAUGAUGGAGCAACAACAAAAGAACGAAAAUGACCUUGGUGGUUUAAGCCACAUUGAUCUUUCGGAAGUUUUGGACUUAAUUAUCACCAAUGAUGAGGAAGGGGAUGCGAUUAAUUCUUACUUCGAUGAAGAGGAUUUCAUUAGGUAUUCCAACUUCAACAACUUCUGA